AUGCACGUAUCAUCGACUGCCUACAUAGCGAGUCCUGAGUCAUUUUGGGGCAAGAAAGAACGAGAUAGGCACGUAUUCAAUUCGCUCGGACGCAAGGAGGGCCCGAGAUUCCUCAGUAGAGUCUCGUCUUCUAAUCCUCCAGGGUUGUUUGACAGUUGGACCUCUUCACUGAGCACUCUGGCGAACACAGUCGUGGCGGUUGGGACGGGAGGGGCACUGGAAGCAGAGCCCAGCGACAGUAGCGGCCCGAAUCCGAGGGCCGGAGAGAAUGGACCGAAUUUUGGUACGGCUGGGGGUGGCGGUGGGGACAGUUUACGUAGGGCGUCUGUGGGGGAAUACGAAAGCGACAGUGAGCACACGAGUGAAUACACUGACGAGGAUAGCGUGUUGAUGGACGAAGACUAUCAGGUGUGUGGGAGUGUGUAA
Molecule: messenger RNA, 426 nt
Organism: Sphaeroforma arctica JP610
Lineage: Eukaryota; Ichthyosporea; Ichthyophonida
Exons: 4
Coding region: 1-426 (141 amino acids)
Source: RefSeq, a predicted model, not a curated record